This is a messenger RNA of Penaeus indicus, 2429 nucleotides long. RefSeq lists its product as uncharacterized. Bases 633 to 2381 code for a protein of 582 amino acids. NCBI's taxonomy places the organism in Eukaryota, Metazoa, Arthropoda, Malacostraca, Decapoda, Penaeidae. The transcript is spliced from 10 exons. Gene Ontology annotation, biological process: cell adhesion. The record is from RefSeq and is a predicted model, not a curated record. Gene Ontology annotation, cellular component: extracellular matrix.
GCAGCCGUCAGUGUGUCGCUGGCCGCGGUCGGGAUCUGUGGUGCCCCGUCUGCGCUCUGCUGGUCCGUCUGUGCCCGCGCCGCCGCCCCCCGCACGCGCCUCGUUGUUUACCUCUGCUUGCCACGUGCCUGCUCGUGCCACCGUGCCUGCUGGCUCCCUGGCCUGCCCUGCCUGCUGCGUGUGCCAGCGGCCGCAGUUGGGAUUUCAAUAAAGAGAGGGAUUUCGUCUGUUUUCACGGGGUUCUCUCGCUGUCAGGGAAGGAGUCGUGGUCGCCGCUCGCUUGCUUUGAAUCCCGAAUGACAAAUUCCCGUUCGGGGGGGGUCGGCAUUCAGAGGGAAAAGAGGCUCGUGGCGGAGUAGAUGAAACGGCGAAAUAAAUUAGAUUAAGAGAGAGAAAGAGGGAAAAAAAGCUUGAAAAAUAACCCGAGUUUGUAUACAUCGGCCUCCGAACGAGAACGAAAACAAGGAAAGAGACAAAGGCAGUGCAAGGGGCGUCCCAUAGCCUGCACCUGAGCCAGAGCUGACCUGUGACCUGCCCUGUGGUGGACCCAUCCCCCUGACCCUCCCCCCUUGCCCCCCCACCCCUUGUUGAAGACCCCAACCUAUCCCUUGAACCAAACCAUAGCGCCGGCCAUGGCUCUCUCGAGGAGGAGCUUGGCGCCCGCCCUGUGGCUCUCCCUCGUGGCACUGUGCCUGGCUCUGGAGGCUGCUUCGGCCGGCGACGCAGCGGCUGCAGGAGCGGGGGGAGGGGGAGGAGGAGGAAGUCCCCCCUCCGGCUGCCCCCCCGAGGAGCUGACGGUGUACAGGGUGAAGCUGGAGACGCACUGGAGCCCCAGGGACUUCCCCAAGCACUACCCCGAGUGGCGCCCCCCCGCGCAGUGGUCCAAACUCGCAGGCAUCAGCCACAGCCGGGACUUCGUGCUGUUCCGCGCCGGGGAGUCUGCCAGCCCGGAGGUCAAGACGUUCGCAGAGACGGGAAGGAGCGACGGCUUCGAUAAGUACGGCCAGGGCAGCGACGGCGCCCUGGACGUGUUCAGCGCCCCCGCCAUCCCCCAGGGCGUCGGCGAGAGCGAGUGCGACUUCUUCGUCGACGGGAACCACUCGAGGAUUUCGCUCGUUUCCAAGAUCGUCCCGUCGCCCGACUGGUUCGUGGGCGUGGACAGCUUCGAGCUCUGUGAGGGCGGCAACUGGGUGGACAACGUCAAGAUCCAGGUCGAUCCCCUGGACGCCGGCACAGACAACGGCCUCACCUUCACUUCGCCGAACUGGCAGACGAGCCCUCCGGAGAAGGUGUUUCGGAUCACAGCCAACUACCCCGAUCAUCCGGCCCAUUCCUUCUACUAUCCGACGCUGCAGCACUUGCCCAGGAUCGCUACCUUCACCAUCACUAAGAUGAAGGAAUACACCCUGAGCGAGCACUUCGACCCAGCGGACGGCACGGCUUACGACGUAGUUAAAAUCGAAGACAUCGCCUACAAGCACUACGGCGACGAGUUGAAGUCCUCAGUCCCUGAAGAUAUAGGGAGCGCGGGCGACCCUGAGGACAGUGAGGAUCGAAAUCAGAACCACGUCUCUUACGUCACCUCCGUCCGGACGUUCACACCAGCAGUGACUACGACUUCGACCACCACCACAACUACCACCCCCGCGCCCUCUCCCGCCGCGCCCCUCCGCGCCCACCACCGCCACCGCUCCCACCAUCGGCCGGUAGUCGGACCACGCCCCUCGGUCGCGCCCUGGAGGCCGCCCUACGACACGGCGACGGAGGAGGAAGUCUCCCGCAACUCUUUCGUCAACGCCCUCCCGCCCGCCAAGACGAGGGACUUGGCGGCCAACAGAAGGGUGUCCCUCAUGAGCAACUCAGUGGAAAGUGAGGACGAGGAAGACGAGGAGGACGAGGAGGACGAGACGAACCGGGACAACGAGGAGCAGCAGGAGCAGGAGGAGCAGGAGGAGCAGGAGCAGGGAGAGGAAGGCCCCGUGCAGGACAAGGCGACGAGGGCGCAGACGAAGCACGCGGGCCGAGGGAGGGCCUCCCCGACCCACAAGCGCAUCCCCACCGGCGACGCCAUGGCGGUCAUCGACGACAUCGUCAAGAACUACCAGAAGGAGCAGCGGAGGAAGAUGAGGAAGCAGAGGCGCGAGCAGAGGCGGCGCCGCAGAAUGGAGCUCAGGAAGAUCCGUCCUCCCCGCGACUGCCGCGUGACCGAGUGGUCCGCGUGGUCCCCCUGCAGCAAGACCUGUGGCAUCGGCGAGCAGACGAGGACAAGAACCAUCCUGAAGCACGCGCGUCGCGGAGGGAAGGCGUGUCCGGUGCUCGAGGAGACCACCUGGUGCGGGUCGGCCGGCGCCUGCCCGAGGGAUUACUUCAUCUGGUCCUAAGGAGCCCGCGGAGGAAGAGGCCGCGGACGAGAGGGGAGGCGGGGGAGA